AAAACAUCGUUUUAAUAAAUAAAUAUAAAUAUAUAGUUAUAAAUUAAAUUAACUUGCAAUAAUAAAUUUACUUAUAGUAGUGAUUAAGUGUGAUCAGUGUGUGCAAUAAUUGAAUAUCUUAUAAAUAAUAAAAUCAAUUCGUCUUUUACCAUGACAACUACUGCGCCCCAAAAUGGCAGCUGGAAAGAAUUCAACAAAACCAGAAAAGAAGAACGUAAAAAGCGCACAGAAGAAAAGCUCGCCAAAAAGUUAAAGCUUGAACAAGAAGCCCUUCAAAAGCCCCCAGAACCCGAAUUAGAACCCCUGCAACCCGUGUCCACGUUAGCCAUUGCAGUACCAGGUUCGAUCUUGGAAAAUGCUCAAUCUCCUGAACUCAGGACAUACUUGGCCGGACAGAUUGCAAGGGCAGCUUGCGUCUUUCAAGUUGAUGAAGUGGUUGUUUUCGAUGAUUGUCCUGAUGCUGUUAAUGCCAAAAAGAGUAAAUUGGAAGAUGAGGAAGGUGUUAAGACUGCUAGACAGUCUUGUGUUCAACUUGCAAGGAUUUUGCAGUAUUUGGAAUGUCCGCAGUAUUUGAGAAAGCAUUUUUUUCCUAUACAUAGUGAUUUGAAAUUUGCGGGAGUUUUGAAUCCUUUGGAUGCACCACAUCAUUUGAGGCAGAAGAAUGAUUUUAUAUUUAGGGAGGGUGUAGUAACAAACAAGCCCACAAAAGUUGGAAAAGGUUCCAUCGUCAAUGUGGGACUUCUCAACGACGUGACUGUCGAUAAAACUCUUACUGCCGGUCUAAGAGUUACUGUGAAAUUAAAUUCGUGUAAUACUGAAAACGAGAAAAAAAUGAAGGGCCUCAUUGUGUCCCCGAGCAGACCUAGGGCUGAAACAGGAGUGUAUUGGGGGUACACUGUUAGGAUUGCAAAUAGUUUAAGCGAAGUCUUCACACAGUCACCUUACAAGAAGGGGUACGAUUUACUAAUAGGAACCUCAGACAAAGGCGACUCUAUUCUAGAAAAACAAAAAGAAUCUCUAUCUUACGAUCAUGCUAUUAUAGUCUUCGGGGGCCUCCUGGGUUUAGAAACAGCUCUAGAAAGCGAUGACAAUCUAACAGCCGACGACCCAAGUUUGUUGUUCGACGAAUAUUUAAACACGAUCCCUAAUCAGGGUUCGAGGACCAUUCGUACUGAAGAAGCUAUCUUGAUCAGUUUAGCAGUCCUUCAGGAUAAAAUGAAACCCAAACACAAAUGUAAGGAAUUUGUCCAGAAUGCAGACAUUGCACAGAGCACCGAUACAGGUGUUAAACAAGUUGUAAAGGAUAUUGAUAUGAGUAAAUUUGAUUAG
Messenger RNA from Ctenocephalides felis (cat flea), 1329 nucleotides. Its product is annotated as putative methyltransferase C9orf114 homolog. The transcript has 4 exons. The record is from RefSeq and is a predicted model, not a curated record. Lineage: Eukaryota; Metazoa; Arthropoda; Insecta; Siphonaptera; Pulicidae. The coding region runs from base 151 to 1329 and encodes 392 amino acids.